AUGUCUGCCGCACGCCUUGUCCCUGUUGUCAGGUCCCGAGUGGCCACUACCGCUGCCCCAGUUUCAGUGACCUUGCGAUCCAUCACUACAACUGCCAGACUGGAGAAGGGCCCCGUUGAUGCUACCAAGGACACCCUCAAGGCAGCCGACCGGGUUGUCUCCGACGCAGCAGUCAAGGGUAUUGACCUCGGCCGCGAGGCUAGCCAGAAGGUCAAGGAAACCGUCGGCACCACCAGUGCAGAGGCCGAAUCCAAAGCCCAAUCAGUGAAGGGCGAGGCGGAGGAGUACAUGGGCAAGGGCAAGGGACAGGCCGAGGAACUUGCCGGGAAGGCGAAGGGAAAGAUGCACGAGGUGGAAGGCAAGGCCAAGCAGGCUAAGCGGGAGCAUUUGGGUUGA
Messenger RNA from Penicillium subrubescens, 396 nucleotides. RefSeq lists its product as uncharacterized. The coding region runs from base 1 to 396 and encodes 131 amino acids. The transcript has 2 exons. The record is from RefSeq and is a predicted model, not a curated record. NCBI's taxonomy places the organism in Eukaryota, Fungi, Ascomycota, Eurotiomycetes, Eurotiales, Aspergillaceae.